AUGGUCGGCUGCAAUCUCUUGACUCUCGCCCUGCUGGUUCCCGCAGCAGUCUCGUCUGCUAUUCAUCCCGGGGUCCAUCGCCGACAGUCGGGACUUGAUGGAUUUGUCAAAUCCGAGUCUUCAAUUUCACUUCAAGGCAUUCUGAACAAUAUCGGUGCCGAUGGCUCUGCUGUUUCCGGGGCAUCUGCUGGGGUUGUUGUCGCUUCACCCUCGAAAACCAACCCUAAUUACUUUUAUUCAUGGACUCGUGAUGCCGCCUUGACACUCAAAGUAUUGAUUGACCAAUUCAUCGCAGGGGAUAGUACCCUCGAAACGGUCAUCCAGCAGUACAUUUCCACCCAGGCCAAGCUACAGGCCGUUUCGAACCCAUCGGGAGAUCUAUCAAACGGAGCAGGCCUUGGAGAACCCAAGUUCGAGACGAAUGUGACAGCCUUCACAGGAGACUGGGGUCGACCACAACGCGACGGACCAGCCCUCCGAGCAACAGCGCUCAUCGCAUACGGAAACCACCUCCUCUCUUCCGGAAAACAGUCAGUCGUCAAGUCGAACAUCUGGCCCAUCGUGCAAAACGACCUCAACUACGUGGCCCAAUACUGGAACCAGACCGGGUUUGAUCUGUGGGAGGAAGUUCAAGGAUCAUCCUUCUUCACCAUCGCCGCACAACACCGCGCUUUGGUUGAGGGGACCGCAUUCGCUAAAUCGCUCGGUGAGUCUUGCGAUGGUUGUGACUCCCAGGCCCCGCAGGUCCUUUGCUUUCUCCAGGAUUUCUGGAAUGGCAAGGCUGUCAUCUCCAACCUGGCCAAUAAUGGUCGCUCCGGGUUGGAUGUCAACUCCAUCCUCAGCUCGAUCCAGACCUUCGACCCCAGUGCUACUUGUGAUGAUAGCACUUUCCAGCCAUGCUCUGCUCGGGCACUCCUCGCUCACAAGGCGGUAGUUGAUUCUUUCCGAUCCAUCUAUAAGGUCAACAGUGGUAAAGAGGCAGGCAGUGCCGUGGCUAUUGGUCGCUAUGCAGAAGAUACUUACCAAGGAGGCAACCCCUGGUACCUUGCCACUUUAGCCGCCGCCGAACAACUCUACGACGCUCUCUACCAGUGGAAGCAACAAGGAUCGCUGGCCAUCACACAGACCAGUCUACCUUUCUUCCAGGAUCUGGACUCGACUGCUCGCGUGGGCAAUUACUCCAGCUCCUCGUCAACCUAUUCCUCCCUCACCGGAGCCGUCCAGACAUAUGCGGAUGGAUUUUUCUCGAUUGUUCAGCAGUAUACUCCCAGCAAUGGGUCACUGGCGGAGCAAUUUAGCCGGGACGAUGGCACCGCAAUCUCUGCGCGCGAUCUGACUUGGUCUUAUGCGGCCUUCUUGACAGCUUCUGACCGUCGCAGUGGCACUGUUCCUGCGAGUUGGGGAGCAUCUGGUGCCAAUCAAGUGCCGACGCAGUGCCAGGGCAGCUCGGCCACUGGUUCUUAUUCCACUCCAACCGUGGGAUCUUGGUAG
This is a messenger RNA of Penicillium waksmanii, 1491 nucleotides long. Its product is annotated as glycoside hydrolase family 15 protein. The transcript is spliced from 3 exons. NCBI's taxonomy places the organism in Eukaryota, Fungi, Ascomycota, Eurotiomycetes, Eurotiales, Aspergillaceae. Gene Ontology annotation, molecular function: glucan 1,4-alpha-glucosidase activity. The record is from RefSeq and is a predicted model, not a curated record. Gene Ontology annotation, biological process: polysaccharide metabolic process. Bases 1 to 1491 code for a protein of 496 amino acids. Gene Ontology annotation, cellular component: fungal-type vacuole.